Messenger RNA from Camellia sinensis, 504 nucleotides. NCBI's taxonomy places the organism in Eukaryota, Viridiplantae, Streptophyta, Magnoliopsida, Ericales, Theaceae. The record is from RefSeq and is a predicted model, not a curated record.
AUGCUAUCAAAUUUUGGGUUUGGUGAUAAAUGGGUGAAGUGGAUUCACACCUGUAUUUCCUCAGCAAGAAUCUCUGUGUUGGUUAAUGGUUCCCCCACACCUAAAUUCUGCCCCCAAAAAGGGCUUAGGCAAGGUGAUCCAUUAUAUUUUCUUUUUAAUGUGGUGGCUGAGGGUUUGAACCUACUUCUUGUAAGAGCAAAAGAGUUGGGCUUGGUCAAAGGAGCAAUCAUUGGGUCAAAUGCCAUCAACAUCUCCCAUCUCCAAUUCACGGAUAACACAAUUAUUUUCUGUGAAGCUGAGUGGUCUGAAAUGCUAACUGUCAAGAGAAUACUUAGAUGCUUUGAGAUCAUUUCUGGGCUGGAGAUCAACUUUCAUAAGAGUGGGGUUUAUGGAGUAGGAUUGUCAGAGGAGUGUGUGAAAAAUUUUGCCUCAAGGCUGAACUAUACAUAUCAGAAGCUUCCAUUGAAGUACCUUGGUUUUCCAUUAGGGGCAAAACCCAUCUAG